Condylostylus longicornis is the source of this 1673-nucleotide messenger RNA. It is a transcript of the gene Antp, whose product is annotated as homeotic protein antennapedia. Gene Ontology annotation, cellular component: nucleus. The record is from RefSeq and is a predicted model, not a curated record. NCBI's taxonomy places the organism in Eukaryota, Metazoa, Arthropoda, Insecta, Diptera, Dolichopodidae. The transcript is spliced from 6 exons. Bases 417 to 1430 code for a protein of 337 amino acids. Gene Ontology annotation, molecular function: RNA polymerase II cis-regulatory region sequence-specific DNA binding; DNA-binding transcription factor activity, RNA polymerase II-specific. Gene Ontology annotation, biological process: negative regulation of transcription by RNA polymerase II; anterior/posterior pattern specification.
AAAGAAUCAUCAAUAAUUAGUUUUUACAAAAAGUUUAAUAAGUUAAAAGUUUAAGAAUUUGGUUUCCUAAAAUAAUUUUAGACUUUAAUCAGAUUAAAACAUAAUUUAUUUUUAAGAAUAAUUUACUGCUGUAUAGUCAUGAGAUCAAUUUUUGAUGUGCAAAAUUAGCAGAUUUAUUUUAUUAAAAUUCAUAACAAUCCCACAAGAAUUACAUCAGGUGAUAACGUUAUCUGUAGAUUAAUACAGAUUUCGCUAAUUAAGCUGUAUAGAAAAACGUGUUUUAUACCUCAUUAAAUCGUACUUAGUUAAGUUUCAGACUUAUUUAUUCUGUAAAUUUAUUAUUUAUAAGGAGCAUAAUAUUAUUAUAUUAUAAAAUUUAAAUUAAGGAAAAUAUUAAAAAUAAAUAAUCUUUCAAAAUGACUAUGAGUACAAAUAAUUGCGAAAGUAUGACUUCAUACUUUACAAAUUCAUAUAUGGGCACCGAUAUGCACGGUCAUUAUCCUGGAAAUGGUGUUACUGACUUGGAUGCUCAACAAAUACAUCAUUAUGGCCAAAACCCAAGUCAUCAGGGUAAUAUGCCCUAUCCUAGAUUUCCACCAUAUGACAGAAUGCCUUACUAUAAUGGACAAGGAUUAGAGCAUCAAGGUUUUUCUAGACCAGAUAGUCCAUCAAGUCAGGUAAGUGUGAAUGCAAUGCAACAACAGCAACCUCAACCAAAUGGAGGACAAUGUGGUCCACAAACACAACAAGUUCAACAGCAGCAACCCUUACAGCAACAACAACAACAACCUGUAGUAUAUGCCAGUUGUAAAUUACAAGCUGCUGUUGGGGGAUUAGGUGUUUCGGGUGUUGGAAGCGUUGGUAUGGGCUUAGAAAAUGGAUCACCACCUCUAGAACAAAUGAGUGGAGUUCAUCAUAUGAAUUCCCAAAUGGCAAUACCUUCUCAUAUUGGACAUCCUCAAGGGCAGGUUCAUCAAGGACAUCAUAAUAUGGGAAUGUAUCAACAAACGAGUGGAGGACCCCCGGUGGGUGCUCCGCCGCAACAAAUGAUGCACCAACAACCUCCACAAAUACAUCAACAACAACAGCAACAACCGCCAAAUAAUCAAAAUUCAGGUUCUGGUAUGCCCUCACCGCUGUACCCCUGGAUGAGAAGUCAGUUUGGUGAGUUCAAUGAGAAAAGAAAACGUGGUCGUCAAACAUAUACAAGAUAUCAGACAUUGGAAUUGGAAAAAGAAUUUCAUUUCAAUCGCUAUUUAACAAGACGUAGGCGUAUUGAAAUUGCUCAUGCUUUAUGUUUAACCGAAAGGCAAAUAAAAAUUUGGUUCCAAAAUCGUAGAAUGAAAUGGAAAAAAGAAAAUAAAACCAAAGGUGAACCAGGAUCAGGCGACAAUGCCGAUGAAAUGACACCACCACAAAGUCCUCAAUAGACGCAAAAUUAAAUUUAAAAAUUUAAAAAAUAAUAAAAAAGGAAACGCGAAUCCAAUUAAAAACAAAAAAUAAAAUAAUUUAAUAAAAAGGAAACAAUUUUAAUUUUAAGUAGUCAAUAUUUAAAAACAAAAAAAAGCGAGAAAAAAAUUGUUUUUUUUUUUCCUAUUUCGUUCUAUAUUUUUGUUUAGUUCUUUAAUUAAAAUAAAUUAAAAUUAAACUCUAAUAAUGAAACAAUUUUUGUG